Molecule: messenger RNA, 1730 nt
Organism: Helianthus annuus (common sunflower)
Lineage: Eukaryota; Viridiplantae; Streptophyta; Magnoliopsida; Asterales; Asteraceae
Exons: 17
Coding region: 104-1567 (487 amino acids)
Biological process (GO): rRNA processing
Cellular component (GO): nucleus
Molecular function (GO): protein binding
Source: RefSeq, a predicted model, not a curated record
CACAAGGAAAAACUAUUUAAACGUUCACAACCCUCGCCUCUAAAACCUCUUCGUCCACACUCCACCGUCAACAAACCCCGCCAAUCGCCGGCUGACGUCACGAAUGAUUACGGCAUUGUCAUGGGUUCCAAAAGGGGCUUUCAAUCCCAUCCCUUCUGUACCCGAUCCUCUUUCGAAAGACGAAAUCGACGAGAUGAAGAAGAAGUUGGCACUCUUGAAAAAUAGUGAAGAAGAUGUUGAAAGUGAGGAAGAUAUGAGUGUUGAUGCGUCCAAACAGCCGGCUGCAAUCGAGCAAGCAUUGGGUGCAGCUAAUGCACUUGGAAAGAAAGCCGGUGGAUCCAGCUUCCCUGACAUUGCAGAUGGUUUAGAUGAACUAAACAUGGAUGCUUAUGAUGAUGAGGAUGAUGCGAUUGACAUACUUGGUAUGGGGAUUGGGGACACCUUCUAUCCUAGCAAUGAAUUAGAUCCUUAUCUUAAAGAUUCAAAUGAUAAUGACUCUGAAGAGGCUGAAGACAUGGUCAUCAAACCCGAAGAUGCUGUUGUAGUUUGUGCACAUGUUAAGGAUGAGAAGGGUCAGUUAUUGGUUAAUAUAAUAGAGGACCCGGACGGUGAGAUAAAUCAAUAUGUUCGCAAUGAUAUUGAUAUCGCUGAUUUUCCUCUUUGCACAGCAUGGCUUGAUUGCCCAAUUAAAGGUGGAGAAAAAGGGAAUUUCAUGGCAGUGGGAAUGAUGAACCCCGGAAUAGGAAUAUGGGACCUUGAUAUCAUUAACGAAGACGAACGUGCGGCACUCACUUUAGGUGGUUUCGCUGAGAUUCAGAUGAAUAAGAAAGGAAACAAGAUCAAGUACAAAGAAGAUAGUCACACUGGUCCUGUACUUGCUCUAGCUUGGAACAAGGUCUAUAGGAAUAUUCUUGCGAGUGGUAGUGCUGAUAAAACGGUGAAGAUCUGGGAUGUGGCAACUGCGAAAUGCAAGAUUACGAUGGAACACCAUACUGAUAAGGUUCAAGCACUUGCAUGGAAUCAUAAGGAGCAUGAAGUUCUUCUCAGCGGAUCCGUUGAUCAUACAGUAGUCAUGAGAGAUGGAAGGGUUCCUUCACAUUCUGGGUUUAAGUGGUCUGUUGGUGCGGAUGUCGAAAGCUUGGCAUGGAACCCACACGACCAACACUUGUUUGUGGCGAGUCUCGACGAUGGUACCAUUGUUGGUUUUGAUAUCAGAACAGCAACGUCCAAUUCAUCUACAGAAUUAAAGCCAAAAUUCACUCUCCAUGCGCAUGAUAAAAACGUUUGUGCUAUUUCUUAUAACCCCUUGGUGCCGAAUCUUCUUGCAACUGGUUCCGAAGACAAAAUGGUCAAACUAUGGGAUUUGUCAAAUAACCAACCUUCAUGUGUUGCCUCAAAGAAUCUCAAAGCUGGAGCUGUUUUUACCUUGUCGUUUUCGGAAGACUGUCCUUUUUUGCUGGCCAUUGCUGGCUCUAGAGGAAACUUGAAGUUGUGGGACACAUUAUCGGAUGCUGGCGUUUCAAAAAGAUACGGGACAUACGCUAGACAGAAUAUGGCAUCAUCUUGAUUUUUUAUACUCAACCUAUUAGAUUCCGAUAAAUGGACAUGUUGCAGGGUAUAGAUGAAUAGUUUCAUCGAGGGUUUAGUUCUAUGCUCAAUUAUAACUUUUAUCUUAUAUUUUAACACUUUAUAAAAGCUAUUUUCAUAAAAAAAUAUAUAUAUUUAUUACA